This is a messenger RNA of Prunus armeniaca (apricot), 297 nucleotides long. The record is from the annotation of a GenBank genome assembly. NCBI's taxonomy places the organism in Eukaryota, Viridiplantae, Streptophyta, Magnoliopsida, Rosales, Rosaceae.
AUGGAGAUGACCACCACCUCUUCUGCUCAAGGGGAUGAGAAGUAUGUGGCACCAAGCGGGAAUCAGAAGCGUGCAAAAACUGGUGUUGGGCAUCUGAUUGUUAGGGGCAUGGAUUUUUCUGGCGGAGGAGACCAACCUCGAGGGGUCUCCAAGAUCUCCCUAAUAAUUCUCCUAUGGAACGCUAAGAGGCCAAUCUUGGUCUCCCUUGCUUCUCAGCUAGGGUUCUGGAUCAAGAAAAUUGGAGGAGGCGGUUGGUGUUUGGCUGGAUCUGUUACGAUGCUCACAAUACGUUCUUGA